AUGACAGAGACACAGACACCAGUGACAGAGACACAGACACCAGAGACACAGACACCAGUAACAGAGACACAGACACCAGAGACACAGACACCAGUGACACCAAUGACAGAGACACAGACACCAGUGACAGAGACACAGACACCAGAGACACAGACACCAGUAACAGAGACACAGACACCAGAGACACAGACACCAGUGACACCAAUGACAGUGACACAGACACCAGUGACAGAGACACCAGAGACACAGACACCAGACACCAGUGACACAGACACCAGUGACACAGACACCAGUGACACAGACACCAGUGACAGAGACACAGACACCAGAGACACAGACACCAGUGACACAGACACCAGUGACACAGACACCAGUGACACCAGUGACAGAGACACAGACACCAGAGACACAGACACCAGUGACACAGACACCAGGGACACCACUGACAGAGACACCAGUGACAGAGACACAGACACCAGAGACACAGACACCAGUGACACAGACACCACUGACAGAGACACCAGUGACAGAGACACCAGUGACAGAGACACAGACACCAGAGUCACAGACACCACUGACAGAGACACCAAUGACAGAGACACAGACACCAGUGACACAGACACCAGAGACACCAAUGACAGAGACACAGACACCAGUGACACAGACACCAGUAACACAGACACCAGAGACACCAAUGACAGAGACACCAGUGACAGAGACACCAGUGACAGAGACACCAGUGACGACACCAGGGACACCACUGACAGAGACACCAGUGACACAGACACCAGACACCAGAGACAACAGACACCAGUGACACCGUGUGUCUCACCUGGUACAGACCUAACACCAUGUGUCUCUCCUGGUACAGACUGUGACGUGUUUAACCAGUGUGGCACCUGCACCACGUUUGGCGUCUGUGACGUGGUGAAGAACUACACGCUGUGGACGGUCGCAGACUUCGGCCAAGUCAGCGGCAGAGACAAGAUGAAGGCAGAGAUCUUUGCUAAUGGUCCAAUCAGCUGUGGCAUCAUGGCGACCUCGAAGCUGGACGCGUACACAGGGGGCGUGUUCUCGGAGUUCCAGAACCCCGCCUUCAUUAACCACAUCGUGUCUGUGGUUGGCUGGGGCGUGGAGAAGGGGGUGGAGUUCUGGGUUGUCAGGAACUCGUGGGGAGAGCCCUGGGGCGAGAAAGGCUGGCUCCGGAUCGUGACCAGCGCCUUCAAAGACGGGAACUACAGCCUCGCCAUCGAGCAAGACUGUAUGUACGGAGACGUCAUCGUACCCAAGACCUACCGCUGA
Molecule: messenger RNA, 1302 nt
Organism: Knipowitschia caucasica
Lineage: Eukaryota; Metazoa; Chordata; Actinopteri; Gobiiformes; Gobiidae
Source: the annotation of a GenBank genome assembly